GAAUCUUAUACUUCCCAAUUGUCCUUCUGAGUGUGGGACUUAGUCAUCUGUUCCAUUGGUUGGCCUCAUGCAAUGAUUGGCGGAUGGUCCUCUGACUCAUUUGAUAAGCAGAUUAGCCACCCUCAGGUCCCCCCAAAUAAAAGAAAGUAUCUAGAUCCUCUUGUUGGUCUCGAUCAUCACCAUGGCUUUCAUGAAUACCACCUCCAGCAUUGCUAUGGCCCUUGCUGGCAAGACGGCCUCUGUCGAUAUCCCCAAGCCGCGCUCCGGUUUCACCCCGGGCGGUCGUGACUCCGCUCGUCCGGGGCAUCCUGCCAUGUUGCCUACUCCGCCCAACUCCAUUUCCCCCACUUUGCCUCCGCAGGGCUUCAGACGCCAGGGCGCUAAUCACCCUGGAUACUCCCCGCUGAGCUCCUCGCAUGUGGAGUCCGAUGUUGAGCUCGGAGAUGCCGCCGAUCAUACGAACAAUUCGAAUGAAGCUCGUCCGUCGGCUCAUGAUCUAGAUAGCACCGGGGCUAUCACGCCCGGCAUGUUGGCCAAGUGCCAUCUCCCGGAAAUCAUGCUGCAGCAUGGCCCUUUGGCUAUUCGCCACCUGAUGGGCUAUUUGACCACUAGUGUUCCGGGAUUCUCAGGCAUCCCGCCUGCCAAAGCCCGCAGGCUGGUGGUCGCUGCGCUGGAAGGUCGAGGGAGCGAAGACAAGAGUGGCGGUCGUGAUGGUGAUGUUAUCUUCGAGAAGGUCGGCUGGGGACGCUGGGAUGCUCGCCGUCGUGGUGAGCCUUUGCGGGAUGCGCAACACCUCAACGUGUCGCCACCCGCCAGUAUCUCCAACUCUUUCCCACAACGGGGCAUGCAGAUCCCUACGAAGCGGGGAAGCGUUCAGCCCUAUGGUAGUAGCGUCACUGGCGACUCCGCUGUCUUCUCUUACUCGGAGAUGGACUACGGUGGACAUGAUGUCAGCAUGCUGGAACAUGAGGCUGACAAGAUGUCACUCGACGGAAACGAGCGCGAGUACUGCUCGUCGUCUGAGGCCCCGGACGACGAGAUGCAGGACGAAGACUGGGGCGAAGAAGACAUCACAGACGAGGAAGAUUGGGCACAGAUAGGUGCUGAUGCGCUUCGCGCACGAUCAUUGAACGCCUCGGGAGGCUUCGUGAAUGGGACACAUAAUUCGCCACAGCUGCGCGGCGGAGGACCUGCUGCGUCGUCGCUGGCGAAGUCUGCACCGCGCAGAUUACCGGUUCAACAACACGGCUUUACCCUCCCUGAGGGUGUCAUGGGUGACCGCGAGGAGCGUGCUGCAGUCGAGGCGCUCCUCCGACUCGGAUCAAUGUAAUCAUAUAUAAACUUUUGGCAGGCGUUUGUCAAGAUCAUCUUGUGUUCUUGCAACCCUGCAACGUCUCUUUGAGACUUGAGGCUGGUCCCAUUUCCUGAUACAUACUUUUACGUUCUACGAUUACUUUUCUUGUUCAAAGAAUACACCAGCAAGCUGGACGACGUUAUCGAUACGACUGGUUCGAUCCUGACGAUG
Aspergillus piperis CBS 112811 is the source of this 1525-nucleotide messenger RNA. RefSeq lists its product as uncharacterized. The record is from RefSeq and is a predicted model, not a curated record. NCBI's taxonomy places the organism in Eukaryota, Fungi, Ascomycota, Eurotiomycetes, Eurotiales, Aspergillaceae. Gene Ontology annotation, molecular function: sequence-specific DNA binding. The transcript has a single exon. Gene Ontology annotation, cellular component: nucleus. Gene Ontology annotation, biological process: positive regulation of transcription from RNA polymerase II promoter by glucose. Bases 182 to 1330 code for a protein of 382 amino acids.